AAUCUGUCUCUCCGCUGGAAUUUGCUCAAAAAAGUGCCCGAUGUUCAGUGCUUAUCGGCAUUGACACAUUUGAAUUUGAACGACAAUCAAAUUGAGAAAAUCGAGAAUCUGGAGACGUUGAGCAAUUUGGAGUUUCUCGACGUCUCCUACAAUCGAAUCACGAAAAUCGAGGGACUUUCUGGGUUGGCGAAGCUCAAAGAGCUUCAUUUAGUUCAUAACAAGAUCGUGGUUAUCGAAGGAUUGGAGGAGAACACAUGUCUGGAGUAUUUAGAAUUGGGAGACAAUCGAAUUCGAAAAAUCGAGAACCUGGGACACUUGAGCAAGUUGAGACGUCUUUUUCUGGGCGCUAACCAAAUUCGAAAAAUCGAGAAUUUGGACGAAUUGAGCACGUUGAGAGAGCUCAGUCUGCCAGGAAACGCGAUUCAAGUCAUCGAAGGACUCGACAAACUUUCAGGACUACGAUCGUUGAGUGUGGCUCAGAAUGGAAUUCGUAAAAUCGAUGGAUUGAGUGGGCUGACUAGUCUGGUUUCGUUGGACUUGAACGAUAAUAUAAUUGAAAAACUAGAGAAUGUGGAACAAUUCAAAGGAGUCGCAAAUUUGAUGCUCAGAAAGAAUAAGCUCGAUUCUUGGCACGAUCUUUAUCAGCUAUUGGAGAUGAAGGAGUUGACUGCGUUGACGCUGGAGAUGAAUCCGAUUUACAGCUCCGAUUACACCUAUCGCAACCGAAUGAAGCAAAUUCUUCCGGAAAUUAAAAUUCUCGAUGGAUUCCCGACCACUUGGCGCCAGGGUGAUGCCUAUCAACCACUCGAUUCGGAUUUCUACGAUAUGGGUGAUAGCUAUGUGACAGAGCCACCAUUCGUACACCAUGAUACCGGACCUAUUCUCGCGAUCGAUUGCCAUCCCAGCGGCAAGAAAUUCAUCACAUGCGGACAGAAAGCGAUGAGCAGCAAUGGAUUGGUUGUUGUCUGGAAUAUGGAGCCGGUGCUGAGCAAGAGCAAAGCGAAUGAUGAAAACGUUCCGAAAUUGCUGUUCCAGGUUGAAUCGCAGUCUCAAUCAAACUCGUGUAGAUGGUCACCGGAUGGAAAUCGAUUCGCGUUUGGCUCCGAUGAUUCGUCGGUUUCUGUAUGGGAAUACGUCGGCCGAAUCAACUCCCUUGGCUCUAUCACAGGCGGUGCACAGAAUGUCGAACGCUACAAAGAAUGCUGUGUCCUACGUGGCCAUCGAAUGGAGGUCUUGGCAGUCGAAUGGUCUCCGAAUGGAAAAUACCUGGCUAGUGGAUCACUGGACCAUCGGAUUAUCGUAUACAACGCUCGAAAGCUACCGGAUCAGAUUGCAGUUCUAACUGAUUGUCAGAUGCCAGUCAAAGGCUUGUCUUGGGAUCCGAUCGGAAAGUAUUUGGCUAGUUUGGAAGGAGAUAAGAAAUUGAGAUUCUGGGCGACGGACAGCUGGCAGUGUGUAACAUCAGUUACAGAACCUUUUGAAGGGAGUAAAGAAGAAACGGUGCUGUCUCGAAUGGAUUGGUCUCCGGAUGGCAAAUAUCUGAUGACCCCUGCAGCCGUUCGUGACGGACAACCACUGGUCAAAUUGGUCCAGCGAAAGUCUUGGAAAUCGGAUCAAUUCCUUGCCGGACACACGAAAGGAACCACGUGUGUUCGUGCGAUGCCCCGCCUUCUAGACGUGACUCUGAAGAAUGGAAAACGAAUGCAAUUGACAUGCGCAGCAGUCGGGUCCAGAGACAAAUCGAUUAGUAUUUGGAUCUUUCCAGGGACAGUAAAACCGCUUCUAGCCAUCAAUAACAUCUUCCAUCACACGGUUAUGGAUUUCGCAUGGUGUGGGCGGAGUCUGUUGGCGUGCUCACAAGAUGGAAGUGUCAAAGUUAUCAAUCUAUCGGAAAACGUUAUUGGGGAUAUGAUUACGAAUGAAGCCAUGAGCGAUCUGUGCUAUCAAAUCUACUCGAUCCGUCCGCCACAAUACGAAACGGGCGGCCAGAACGAUGAGAAUGACUUGGAUAGUAUGGAUGCGUUGGACAACUCCUUAUCAGGAAAUAACAAUUCGUUUAUCACUUGUCCAGAGGAUAUUGUUAAUCGGAGAAAGCAACUCGAUCAAUCCCAAAAGUCAUCAAACAUCCCUAACAAGUCUACAAAAACGACUCCAAAAGAAAUGGAAGCAAGCGCCCACGAGAAGAAAAUGAUGGAGGAGCGAAACAAGCAAAUCGAAGUGGUCAAAGAUGGAAAACGACGAAUCCAACCGGUAUUCUGUGGAACGACAGCAGCGACGUCUUCUGAUGUCCCAGAACCCGUGAAGAAGACGACGUUCGCCGCUCCUCCUCCGGUGAAAAAGAGAGCUGUUGUUCCAGUGUCAAAAGACGAAGUGGAUCUGGAAGAGUCUAGUGAUUCAGAUGACGAUGACGAGGAUGAGGAGGAAGAUGAUGAGAUGGAGACGUCGGAAGCAGAGUCUGGAAGGUCUAGAAAGAGAAAAACACCGGCUAGCACCACUCGUCCGAUGAUGGCGAUGGAUUUGAAGAAGCCGGUACUCCGACCGAUGGAACCGAAGAGCCUACAAACUACACAAGGAACAGUUGUGAUGGAAGCACCGGAGCAGCAGCCAAGACUCAGUCAACACGUUUUGGAUCGAAAAGGGAUGUUUGUAGAGGUGGAUAACAGAUGGAAGCAGGGAGGAGUCGAGACGACGCAGAUUAAACUAGUGAAGAAGAGACAGACGGAAGACGUGGAGGAUGAUGGAGAGGAAGAGAGACGGACGGUGCAGGAAUGUGUAUGGAUGACGGUGAUUGGAGUGCCGGUGAUCAUGGUGGCAGCUAAUAAACAUCAUGUAUUGCUUGGCUGUGGUGACAAGUCUAUCCGCGCCUAUCGAACGAUUUGUGGCUCUCACAUGUUCUGCCUUCGCCUCGACGCCCUCCCAGUUAUCAUUGGUGUUAAGGAGAAUGCCGCGUUUGCAUUGACAGAGUCUGCUCAUCUGAACACGUGGAAUUUGAAAUCGGGAAAAGCGAUCGUCGCUCGACAGCCACUUUUCGACUGCGUUGAAGCCACCGCCGAUAAUUCGCUGAUCAGUGUGGACGUAUCGGAAUCGGGAGUUCCAUUGAUAGUAUUCUCAAAUGGAUCCAUUUUCACUUAUAAUGUAUCCCUGUCGUGCUGGAUUCAAGCGAUUACUACGAAUGUUUUGGGACGGCUAACCUCUGCGAUAUCAGAUGCUCAAUUGGAAAGAAACGAUGGGACGACUGCGGGGCCAUUGGUUCGUCUUUUGAAACGAAUGAGGAAGCAGACGACGGCGCCUGGAGUUCAACCACAAGUUGUGAAGGCUAUCAAGGAAUCCCAAUUGGAACAGUUACUCCAUUGUGCUGAGCAAUUGGGGAAUCCACAUGACUAUCAGACGAUUCUAAUGCUCUAUGUGGAGACGUUAUGCGAAGGAGGAUCCGAGAAGAAAAUGAAAAAUGUGCUCAAUGAGCUGACUCGAAACGGAGCCCCCAUGCAAGUAUGCGGACUUCGCCGUGCGGCUCUCUGUGAUGACGUCACCCGAAUCAUCAAACAAAGACAACCAGCGAUUGCAGAGAGGAUUGGUGCGGGUGCCGCAGGAACGACAAAUACC
Messenger RNA from Caenorhabditis briggsae, 3603 nucleotides. The record is from RefSeq and is a predicted model, not a curated record. The annotation marks the transcript as partial. Gene Ontology annotation, cellular component: HIR complex; nucleus. NCBI's taxonomy places the organism in Eukaryota, Metazoa, Nematoda, Chromadorea, Rhabditida, Rhabditidae. Gene Ontology annotation, biological process: regulation of DNA-templated transcription; DNA-templated transcription; chromatin remodeling. The transcript is spliced from 14 exons. Gene Ontology annotation, molecular function: protein binding; nucleosome binding.